GAGAGAGCACACGCCCACUCUCUCUGAUACGCAAUAUGCGCUACGAUAUGCCGCCGCGCGCGCCGAUGAGGAGUAUGUACCGCGGAAGUGUCACACACGGAAGUGAGAAACGACGGCUCAAUUGUUGUCCACGAAAAAGACGGAGAUUUCAUUUUAUUUGCCGUGAAGAAUCCAUAUUUUGAAAACCAAAAUGCCGGCCUAUCACUCACAGUUGAGUACCAAUAUGAAGAUUGGAAACCUGGCCCUUCUACCUCUCAAUACCAAGUACAGAGGACCAGCACCACCUGGCACUGGAGAGAAUGACAUCGUUGAUGAAGCCCUUUUCUAUUUCAAGGCAAACGUUUUCUUCAAAAAUUAUGAAAUAAAGGGUGAUUCUGAUAGGGUACUCAUCUACCUCACAUUGUACAUCACAGAGUGCCUAAAGAAAUUACAAAGGUGUUCCUCUACAACUGAUGCUCAAAAAGAGAUGGCCUCUCUAGCUAUUGCAAAGUUCAGCAUUCCAGGAGAAGCAGGCUUCCCCCUCAACGCCAUGUAUCAAAAACCAACCAACAGGGGAGAAGAAGACCAAAUGAGGGCCUACGUACAGCAGCUGAGACAGGAAACCGGCCUGCGCCUGGUGGAGAAGGUGAUGGAUCCACAAACCAACAAACCAAGCAAAUUCUGGAUGUGCUUUGUCAAGAGAAAAUUCAUGGAUCGCAGCCUCUCUGGCCCUGGGCAAUGAAGAAUUAAUAAUUUUUGUAAUUAUAUAGGGCAGUUCCAUUAUACUCAGUCCCAUGUAUUACCUAUCAUGUCAUUGCUUUCAGUUAGAUAUAGCAGUAUCCUGCUGUAAGCCAUACAUGUGUAUGUAAAAGCCUGAGGUGGAUGUCACAUCAGUUAAACAAGGAUGCUACUUCUCUGACAAAAGGAGCAAUUUAUACAUUUUCCAAAUUUUUUGUACAAAAGGGUGUAUUGCUCUAUUUUAGAUUAAUUUUGUUUUUUUCAAUGUUAAGUAGCAUCUCUAUUUAAAGUGAUCUUCUUUUGCUCAGGUCCAUGAGCCAUGACUUGGCCGAUCGCAUACAUAUAGAACUGGCAGUUCUAAUACACACUAACAAUUCUUGGUAAUACAUAGGGCAUAUAUGUAACUUCUUACGUGCCCAAAUGAGAGACAUGAUGCAUAGUGCACACACAUACACAUGAGAUUGAGUCCAUAAUAGAAAGAGGAUGUAUUAUAACUUUUUAAAAUGAAAUUUUAUCAAUCUCCAAAAGACACUCGAUACGCUUCUGUUACAUCAGAGAUAUAUCUUUGUUUUAUAAAUUUUGCACAUUCAUCUACAGAAAAAACAUGUUAGUAGGUGAAUUUUCCCCAUACUAGCUCUCGGAUUUCGUCUAAAGAAAAGGUAGAUGUGUGACCAAUGUUUAGAUUUCCAGUUUUUAUCACCGGUAUCCAAAGUGGAUCAAGUGCCUUCUGGAAAAUAAUGCUCUAAAAGUUGAUAAAUUUUAAACAUUACGUGAUCGUUAUUUAGUAAUUUCCAGUAGUAAUCAUAGGUAAUCGAAUAUUGAUUUUAGUGAGAAUAAUCAUGAUUACCGCCGGUAUUGAGGAUAAUUUAGGCCUUUGGAGGGGCCUACAUAAAUGGAAAUACCUGAAAAUAUAUUGCUCACAAAAGCCAAAGCAUCUCACAUGAUAUAUGUAUGAUUUCCAUUUACUUCACUUGAAAUUUAUAAAGCAGUCAGUCAGUAAUCUUUGCAAGAGGUAUAUGAUAAAACCUAAAAUAUUAAAUAUUAUGAAGGUAGGAAUAUGUGCACUGCACAAUGAUGCAUAUUCAUUAUUCCUGGUUUUCUCAUUAAUCAGGAAAAAGGCUAUUUUUUAUUAUGCACAACAACCCAUGUAGUACAGAAACAUUCUCCCUUUUCAAUUUUCUUACUUGACUUACUUGAAGUACCCUAUUAGCAUUCCAACAACCCCAAAUAUUUAUGUAUUUUGAAAACAUGAGUUUUAUUUGGAAUGUUUGAUUAGGCAGACUUUCUAUUACAUUUUUUUUCUUUAUUAGACUGAUGAAAAAUUAUUUAUGAUUUUUGUGUACACCCAUGGCAUUUAUAAAUAAAAAUAAUGCAAGGAGAAAUAUGUUGGCAUCAAAUGCAUUUCUUGUCAGUGUUACCAAUUCCAUUAGUAAGCAAGUAACUAAUUUGGUAGGAAAUGAAUGACACAUUUAAUUGUUAUUCCAUAGAUUAGUUCUUUAAGCAAAUUAUGUGUACUUAGAUUUGUACAGAGAUUGUUCCAUGUGCACAUGUUAAAUGAUGAGAAACUUCUUUCCAACAUUGUAUUUAUAUUAAUCUCAUUCUUGUAUCAAUGAAAUAAAAAAUUAAAGCACACUUAGAUCAAAA
Messenger RNA from Lytechinus pictus (painted urchin), 2361 nucleotides. RefSeq names its product actin-related protein 2/3 complex subunit 3-B-like. Gene Ontology annotation, biological process: Arp2/3 complex-mediated actin nucleation; regulation of actin filament polymerization. The record is from RefSeq and is a predicted model, not a curated record. Gene Ontology annotation, molecular function: actin filament binding. NCBI's taxonomy places the organism in Eukaryota, Metazoa, Echinodermata, Echinoidea, Temnopleuroida, Toxopneustidae. Bases 191 to 721 code for a protein of 176 amino acids. Gene Ontology annotation, cellular component: cytoskeleton; Arp2/3 protein complex. The transcript is spliced from 6 exons.